Molecule: messenger RNA, 1475 nt
Organism: Fopius arisanus
Lineage: Eukaryota; Metazoa; Arthropoda; Insecta; Hymenoptera; Braconidae
Exons: 6
Coding region: 146-1165 (339 amino acids)
Source: RefSeq, a predicted model, not a curated record
GAGGCAAUUAUGCUAAUUUCCAUUGUCGAGGAAUUCAUUGGAAUUUACAGGGAUUUCGAUUUUUAAUUAUGGAAAUUCUGUGAUGACUCGUGUGAUUGUUAAUCAAUGAUUACACAGGGGAUUCGCGUGGAGUGUGAAGUGGGUGAUGACACACGUAUUUGCUCCCUCCACUGGGAGUUUUUGUUAUAAAAGUGGACACAACCUGGAGCCGGAGUUUAAUACACAGAUGUUAGUCGACAUGUUUACGGUCUAUUUGUUUGCCUGGAGUUUAUUACUCACUGCUGCGUGUGCAGCACCUGCAGAAGGAUGUGAUAAGGCAAAAUGCAAAGGACCUCUGAAAUUCUAUGAGGAAUUGUUCUGCGAGCCGGUGUAUAAAAACGAGAAAGACUGUUGUCCGUACAAAUAUAAUUGUGAAAACCUGAAGAACAGAUCGACUGAAAAAUGUUAUUUCAAAGGACAUGAGUACAAAAUUGGAGAUCAGCUGAGAGAAGAGGAUGCCAAUCCCUGCGACAUCGCCUGCUACUGCAGGGAAAGCCUGGGAAGUGCCGGCUUCACCUGCGCCGUUGUCGACUGUUUCGCUCAAGCUCGUCCAGGAUGUUAUCUCUCCAGGAAAUCCUCGGACUGCUGUCCUGGACCUGAAAUCUGUCCUGGACCUGAUGAGGACUGGCCGACCUGUGAGGUUGAUGGAAAAAUUUAUAACGCCAGUGAUUAUUUUCAACCCUCGGGUGAACCUGAUAAGGAUUGCUACUGCGGUCCUGGAUACAAAGGUGAAAACGUCGAGCCCUUCUGCAAGAGCCGAAAAUCAUGGUCAUGCGGAACUGAAUUGCGGAGUGCGUAUGAAAUCCAGAAUAAUUGUCCACCAGUUUUCUACAGCUCUCAAUCUCCUCAGGAAGACUGCGCAGUAGCUUUCAGAUGUCAGAAUGAUAAGGACGAGGUCAUCAACUCCGAGGAACAUCCAGAUGUGGUGGAAGCGAAAUCUGCGGGUGAGGACACGGAUGUCUGCAAAUUUGGAAAUCUCACCAUGAAGUUGGGACAGGAACUCAAUAAGGAAACCGAUUACUCUUCGGUUUGUGUCAGGUGUAUCUGCGAAGUGCCCCCUGUACCCACCUGUCAAAGGCUACCUGAUGAUGUUUGUGAUGUUACCCAGCAUCCGAAGUUCAAUUGAAAUCAUUAUCAGGAAAUUUACGUAGCGAACAGCGGAAGGAACGAGUCGAUUUAUUAAAUCGGUAAUGAUUCCACGAAUAUCUCGGAAUCUAGUGGAGAUAGCGGUAUUAUUAUCAUGACCUUUUUUGUAAAUCUCAUUUCAAUCUACGAAAAAGGUUCUAUACUAAAUUUUUCUAUUCCUUGUGGAUUCAGAGAUAUUCCUCGAAAACUUAGACAUUCCUGUGAAUCGAUUUGUUCAUUCGAUUCGACAUUAAUUUUAAGUCAUUUUUCCGAAAAUUGUAUUGGUUAUUAAUAAAUAUUUUUAUACUGAA